This is a messenger RNA of Arabis nemorensis, 2112 nucleotides long. Lineage: Eukaryota; Viridiplantae; Streptophyta; Magnoliopsida; Brassicales; Brassicaceae. The record is from the annotation of a GenBank genome assembly.
AUGGCGAUAAUCGAAUCUUUAGAAGAGAUUCCAGUGCAAAACCCACAAGUAGAAGACUUCUCAUGGGCUGAUUUGACCUGGACUAAAUUUGGUACAUCAGAGCAUCACGACGAUGUAGCACUGAUUCCAUACUCAAGAGUCGACGAAUUCAUCAUCGGAGAAUGCUCAAACGCUGAGUGCCCUACACGAUUUCACAUCGAAAGAGGAAGAAAACGCUCUCGAGGCAGCCUCAAGGAGUUCAAGAGCGAUGAGUAUUUGGAAUAUAGACUGUAUUGGUGUUCUUUUGGUCCUGAGAACUAUGGAGAAGGUGGUGGUGUUUUGCCCAGUAGAAAAUACCGUCUCAACACUAGAAAUCGAGCUGCGAGACCUCAAUCAAUGAGAGGAUGUACAUGUCAUUUCGUUGUGAAACGUCUUUAUGCUCGUCCUUUGCUUGCGCUUCUGAUAUACAAUGAGAGACGACAUGUGAACAAAGCUGGUUUUAUCUGUCAUGGACCUCUUGAUAGAGAUGCUAUUGGCCCUGGUGCUAAGAAGAUUCCUUAUAUAUCUAAUGAGAUUCAACAGCAAACUAUGUCCAUGAUUUAUCUUGGGAUUCCUGAAGAAAACGUUUUGGAGAAACAUAUUGAAGGGAUUCAGAGGUAUUGUGGUUCUGAUGCAACGGUUAAUAGUCUUGCCUCUCAGUAUGUUCAUAAACUUGGGAUGAUUAUCAAACGUUCCACUCAUGAGCUGGAUUUAGAUGAUCAAGCUAGUAUCAAGAUAUGGGCUGAGCGCAACAAGAAAUCCAUCUUCUUUUAUCAGGAAUCUUCGGAGACGGAGCAGUUCAUGCUGGGGAUUCAAACAGAGUGGCAGUUGCAGCAACUCGUCCGUUUUGGGCAUGGUAGUCUCGUUGCAGCUGAUUCGACAUUUGGGAUAAAGAGACUGAAGUAUCCUCUCUGCACGCUUCUUGUAUUUGAUUCAAGACAUCAUGCGCUCCCCGUCGCUUGGAUUAUCUCUCGUAGCUAUUUGAAAUCUGAUGUUGAGAAGUGGAUGAAAAUACUACUCCAACGCGCACAGAGUGUUGAGCCUGGCUUUAAAAUCAAUGGCUUUAUCAUCGAUGAUGCUGCAACAGAGAUUGAUCCCAUAAGGGACACAUUUUGUUGCCCGAUCCUUUUCUCACUCUGGCGUGUUCGUAGAUCAUGGCUUAGGAAUGUAGUGAAGAAGUGCGAUAAUAUUGAGGUCCAAAGAGAGUUAUUCAAAUGUUUAGGAGAAGUCGUGUACAGCAUUUGGGAUGGAGUAGAUACAUCAAAGGCUCUAGAAAGGUUAACUCAGGAUUUUGUUGGUCAAACGGCCUUCAUGCAGUAUUUCACAUCUACUUGGUUGCCUAAAAUAGAAAUGUGGCUCUCAACGAUAAAAAGUCUUCCACUUGCAAGCCAAGAAGCAUGUGGUGCUAUAGAAGCUUACCAUGUAAAGCUUAAAGUUAAACUGUUUGACGAUACUCACCUCGGUGCCCUUCAGAGAGUAGAUUGGUUAGUACACAAGCUGACGACUGAACUCCAUUCGAGCUAUUGGCUUGAUCGAUAUGCUGAUGAAAGUGAUUCUUUUCAAAAUGUUAAAGAAGAAUACAUAGCUUCUACUUCAUGGCACCGAGCAUUGGAGAUUCCAGAUUCUGCUGUUACAUUAGACGAAAAUGACAUCCUUGUUGCAAAGGUUCAGUCUCAGAAAGAUACCAAUGUAACACGAGUUGUUUGGAACCCAGGUUCGGAGUUUGCUUUCUGUGAUUGUGCUUGGUCUUUGCAAGGGAACUUAUGCAAGCACAUCGUAAAGGUAAAUACAAUAUGCGAAAACCGUGGAGGGUAUGGUGACUCAAUGUCCUUGCGGUCGUUGAAAGAGAAACUGAGAAACAUAAAGAUGAAACCAAUGGAUGACUCAAUAGCUUUGGAUCUAUCAAUGGCAUUGACACUGCAGAUGUGUGAGCAGAUAAAACAGUUGGUGCAAUUAAGCGGAACAGACGAUAUCAGCAACAUAGUCAAAGAUUUGCCGGUGAAAUGGGGAUGUAAAAAAGGCAGAACAACCAUAGGGAUUCCCGCUUCGAUUGCUGCCUUUAUAAAGAAAAAGAGUAAGAAACGGAAGCGAUAA